Molecule: messenger RNA, 747 nt
Organism: Lachancea lanzarotensis
Lineage: Eukaryota; Fungi; Ascomycota; Saccharomycetes; Saccharomycetales; Saccharomycetaceae
Gene: TOA1
Product: LALA0S10e02542g1_1
Exons: 1
Coding region: 1-747 (248 amino acids)
Biological process (GO): transcription by RNA polymerase II; transcription initiation at RNA polymerase II promoter
Cellular component (GO): transcription factor TFIIA complex
Source: RefSeq, a predicted model, not a curated record
AUGUCCAACCUGGAAGGAGCCAGAGCUUAUGAGACGAUCGUGGAGAGUGUGAUCAACGAAGUAAGAGAAGAUUUUGAAAGUGCGGGCAUCGACGAACAAACGCUGCAAGAUUUAAGAUUGGUAUGGCAAAAUAAGCUUUCGGAUAGUCGUGUGGCAAAGUUUAUGUGGGAUCCAGAAGAUGAGGACGCAACACUCAAUUCGCAGCUGCACAAUUCGCACAUAGCACCCAGCUUGAUAGAAUCACACGGUCUGACAAUGCCAGAUUUCACUUCACCAGGGGACGACAAAACUAGCUCAGAUUCGCAACAACCGCAGCAGCAGCAGCAGCAGCAACAACAGCAAGAGCAACAACCGCAGCAACAACCACAGCAGAAACAGCUUGAACAGCAUGCUCAACAAGAUCCACAAACCAAAGAGGAAGACGAUCAGCCGAAAGAGGAGAUUGAACUCACCAUGGGUGACCCCGAUGGCCAGAUUGCAGAGCAACUGAAAUUGCAGGCCAAACAGGCGAAAAAAAGUGCUCUGCUGGAAACUGAUGAUAUAAAUUCGGAUUUGGACGACUCAGAGGACGACUAUCUUAACUCGUCUGGUGACGAUGACGGUCAAGACGAGAACAUUGUGCUGUGUCUGUAUGAAAAAGUGCUUAGGGUCAAAAACAAGUGGAAGUGUAACUUGAAAGAUGGGCUGGCGACCAUCAAUUUUAAGGACUAUGCCUUUCAAAAGGCACAGGGCGAGACGGAGUGGUAA